UCUAGCUCAAAAUAUGGCAAAAUUUAGGCCAUGGUCAUGGGCGGUGGUGGGCUUACUGGCUGUGGUUGUUUUGACCGGAUGGAACGUGAAAAUGGGGGACGCCGCUGGCGUGAGUGCGGCCCAGUGUGAGGAGGAGAAGCGACUGGGAAUCAACGCGUGCAAACCGAUAUUGUUCGGAACACCGCCGACGGCGGAGUGCUGCCAACGCAUAAGGGUGUCACACGUCGAGUGUGUAUGCCCUCUCAUUACUCCGAAAAUCGCUCCUCUUGUUGAUGUUAAACGAUUUGUUCGGAUCAUCCAAGGUUGUGGAAGAAAAGUUCCUCGUAACUACAAAUGUGGAAGUAUCACUUCUCCGCCUUGAAGAGACAGAGAAAACAGAAUAAUAUAUAAUAGAUAAUUAAAGAAUAAAUUGUUUGUUACUAUUGCAAGUUAAACAAUUUGUGUAUCGUUACUAUUUUGCAUGUUUAAUGUAAGGUAUUUGGAAAUAAUCUGUUUUAGUUUAGAUAAAAGAAUUGGUUUACUU
This is a messenger RNA of Impatiens glandulifera, 523 nucleotides long. RefSeq lists its product as uncharacterized. The transcript has 3 exons. Bases 14 to 361 code for a protein of 115 amino acids. The record is from RefSeq and is a predicted model, not a curated record. NCBI's taxonomy places the organism in Eukaryota, Viridiplantae, Streptophyta, Magnoliopsida, Ericales, Balsaminaceae.